AUGGAUGAAGAGAUACCAAUCAUUCUGGGCAGGCUGUUUUUAGCCAUUGGGAGGUUAUUGAUUGAUAGUGAGACUGGAGAACUGAAAAUGAGGUUGAACAAUGAAGAGAUAAUAUUCAAUGUUCAACAAUCUAUGAGGAUACCCAGCAAAUUUGCAAAUUUCUCACUAGUGGAGGCCGUAGAUGUAAUACUACAUGAGGAGGAUGAGACUAUUAAUGUCAGGGAUACGUUGGAAGCCUGCAUGAUGAAUCUGGAAAAUGUGGAUGGUGAGGUGUUGGUAGAGUGGGUCAUGGCUCUUGAAGGUCAAGAGUUCUGGAAAAGGGAACCUGAGUUCGAGCCCCUACACUUAGAAGAAAGAAAAACACCACUUGCGAAACCAUCGAUAGAGGAGCCACCGCAGUUGGACCUAAAACCACUUCCAGCACAUCUCAGGUCGUACUUGACUGGUUCAAAAGUUAUUGUUUAUACUUACCAUGCAGUAAUUAGAGCGUGCCCACGGUUGUUGGAAAAGUAUGGACUUCGCCAUAUGGUGACCACCCCUUAUCACCCACAGUCAAGCGGACAAGGUGAAGUGUCAAACCAGGAAAUCAAAAGUGUCCUUACCAAGACAGUAAAUGCAGCAAGGAAUGAUUGGACGAACAAGCUGGAUGAUGCAUUAUGGGCGUACCGCACAAUAUUUAAAACUUCAAUUGGUAUGUCACCAUAUAAGUUGGUGUUUGAAAAAGCAUGCCACCUCCCGGUAGAGCUCGAGCAUAAAGCCCUUUGGGCAUUACGGCAGUUGAAUUUUGAUAUGGAGACCGCAGGAACCAGUAGAGUCACCGGGUUACAUGAACUCGAGGAAUUCAGGUUCCAUGCAAUUGAGAAUGCAAGAUUGUACAAAGAAAUUGUAGUUUAUUUUUGA
Messenger RNA from Nicotiana attenuata, 900 nucleotides. RefSeq lists its product as uncharacterized. The coding region runs from base 1 to 900 and encodes 299 amino acids. Gene Ontology annotation, molecular function: nucleic acid binding. Lineage: Eukaryota; Viridiplantae; Streptophyta; Magnoliopsida; Solanales; Solanaceae. The record is from RefSeq and is a predicted model, not a curated record. Gene Ontology annotation, biological process: DNA integration. The transcript is spliced from 3 exons.